AUGCUCAUUAAAGUCAAGACUCUUACUGGGAAAGAAAUUGAAAUUGAUAUAGAACCAUCUGAUAAAAUUACACGGAUCAAGGAACGUGUUGAAGAGAAAGAAGGAAUACCACCCGCGCAACAACGUUUGAUUUUUGGUGGAAAACAAAUGUCCGAUGAAAAGACGGCCAGCGAGUAUAGCAUAGAAGGCGGUUCCGUUCUACAUUUGUCUACUCCCACAUUAUUACGAACUUUCCAUGCUUCUAAGCCUAUUGCAAGAAUAGUUGCGACUGAACCUUUGCGUGCUAAAGAAGCACCACCACAUAUAAACAGCAAAUAUACUGUCAUAGAUCAUACAUAUGAUGCCAUAGUAGUGGGUGCUGGUGGCGCUGGUCUUCGAGCAGCAUUUGGUCUCGCAGAAGCAGGAUUCAAUACUGCAUGUAUUACAAAACUUUUUCCUACUAGAUCACACACAGUAGCAGCACAAGGUGGUAUCAAUGCUGCUCUUGGAAAUAUGACUGAAGAUGAUUGGCGAUGGCAUAUGUAUGACACAGUAAAAGGUAGCGAUUGGCUUGGUGAUCAAGAUGCCAUUCAUUAUAUGUGUCGUGAAGCUCCUCGCACGGUGAUAGAGCUUGAACAUUAUGGUGUGCCUUUUUCAAGAACUGAAGAGGGUAAAAUUUAUCAGAGAGCUUUUGGUGGUCAAAGUCUAAACUUUGGUCAGGGUGGCCAAGCUUACCGAUGUGCCGCUGUUGCUGAUCGUACUGGACACGCUCUUCUUCACACACUUUAUGGACAAUCUCUUAAGCAUAAUACAAAUUUCUUUAUUGAAUAUUUCGCGUUGGAUCUCUUGAUGGAAGAUGGCGUGUGUCGCGGAGUGAUUGCCUUAAGUCAGGAAGAUGGUACCUUGCAUCGUUUCCGAGCACAUAAAACUGUAUUAGCUACAGGAGGAUACGGACGCGCUUAUUUCUCUUGCACAAGUGCACAUACGUGUACCGGCGAUGGCAAUGCGAUGGUUGCUCGUGCCGGUCUUCCUCUUCAAGAUAUGGAAUUUGUUCAAUUUCAUCCCACUGGAAUCUACGGCGCUGGAUGUCUGAUCACUGAAGGUGCUCGUGGCGAGGGUGGCUAUUUAUUAAACUCUAAGGGCGAACGUUUCAUGGAACGUUACGCGCCUACUGCAAAAGAUUUGGCUUCGCGUGAUGUAGUUUCACGCUCUAUGACGAUGGAGAUUCGUGAAGGUCGUGGUGUUG
Molecule: messenger RNA, 1225 nt
Organism: Ambispora leptoticha
Lineage: Eukaryota; Fungi; Glomeromycota; Glomeromycetes; Archaeosporales; Ambisporaceae
Source: the annotation of a GenBank genome assembly